GAAUUGAUUAUUAUUUAGAUCGAUUGUUGAACCACCCAAGCACCUUUUUGAAUGGGACUGUGACUUUGAGGCUUCUCCGUGAUUCCUGUUGAGUGAUUUCUCCUUCAAGUGACUAGUCUUCAUCUCUCACUUUUCCUUUGUGAUUCUCAACAUGAUCUGAAUGCAACUCAAGCCAAUUUACUAAAACUUGAUUAUCCAUGGACUCGAGCAACUAAUUGAUUGAUUAAUUGCCUUUGUGAACAUUGAUUAUGAUUAACUGAUCUGCAAUUGCAACUGCAGGUUCAGAUUGUGAAGGUGGUCAGUCAUAUGAUUCGACAUGCGUGAUGAGGCGAAUACGAGACAGUGAAAAGCUUCAUCUGUUGGAGAUUUCGAUGUAAAUAAAGAACAGUGGAUCUUAAUGUUUGGUUAGAAUUUUAACUUGUGUGACCUUCUAUGAUCAUCAUGGCUUCUGCAAGCACGUAUUUCGAAACUCCUCCACGAUCUCCACGAACCCAAGGUUGUAUGGUUCAUGCCAUUCAACAUCGAUUUGUAAAUGCCAUCAAGGUACCUACAACUCUAUGUAAUUUAUGUGAUAAGCCAAUGAUGAUUGGAUUCAAAUGUAGAGACUGUAAAUAUCGAUGUCAUAGGGACUGUGUGGACAAAGUUCCCCCAUCCUGUGGUCUUCCUAUUAAAUAUGUUGACUUUUUUCGUGAAACAAUGAGAAACGAAGCUCGAAUCAACCAACAAAUCAUCAUAGAAACACCACCCUCACCCAAUCCAUCAUCUCUUAAUCUCCAAAACAGUCACAGUAUGCAAGAGUGGGACAUUCCAUUUGAUGAACUCAAGGUGGGUGAAAAGAUCGGCUCAGGUCAAUUCAGUACAGUUUACAAGGGUCGAUGGCAUGGACUCGUUGCCAUCAAAACCUACAAUAUGAACAAUUCCCAAUACGAAGACUUGAAAGCCUUGGAGGCCUUCAGACAAGAAGUGGCCACUUUCCGUAAAACUCGGCAUGAAAAUCUGGUUCUAUUCAUGGGAGCCUGUAUGAAACCUCCUCAUUUAGCUAUUGUGACAAGUCUCUGUCAAGGACUCACUUUGUACACUCAUAUACACCUGAGAAAGGAUAAGUUCAAUUUAAAUCGUAUUAUACAAAUUGCCCAACAAAUUUGUAGAGGAAUGGGUUAUCUACAUGCUCGUGAUAUAGUCCAUAAAGAUUUAAAAAGUAAAAAUAUUUGUUACGAGAAUGGGAAAGUGAUCAUCACUGAUUUCGGUCUCUGUUCGGUAACCAAACUGUGUCAUGGGAAAAACAAAAGUGAUUUUUUAACGAUACCAAAAGGAUGGCUGUGUUAUCUUGCUCCAGAAUUAAUCAGAUCUCUUCGUGCCGAUGGCGAUGUACCUCAAGACCUAGAAGAUUUACCUUUCUCUCCAGCCACAGAUAUAUUCGCAUUCGGGACAGUCUGGUACGAACUAUUAGUCGGUGCUUGGCCAUUCAUCGGUCAACCUCCCGAAGUUAUCAUUUGGCAAGCUGGAAAAGGAAUCAAACAACCUUUAACUAAUUUACAAGCAUCGAGCGAAAUUAAAAAUAUACUAAUGAUAUGUUGGUCUUAUCUACCUACAGACAGACCCGAUUUUAGUAAAUUACAUGACUUACUUAGUAAAUUACCUAGAAAGAGAUUACAAAGGAGUCCCUCUCAUCCAACAUAUCUACUACGAUCUGCUGAAUCCAUUUAAUUAUAUAUUUAAUUUACAUGUAUAUGUAUUGUUGGAGUUGGACUUGAUAAGUCGAUGUAUUAAUCAUCCAAUUAAAAAUGUUGUGAUAAGAAAACAAA
Molecule: messenger RNA, 1805 nt
Organism: Panonychus citri (citrus red mite)
Lineage: Eukaryota; Metazoa; Arthropoda; Arachnida; Trombidiformes; Tetranychidae
Product: kinase suppressor of Ras 2-like
Exons: 1
Coding region: 433-1707 (424 amino acids)
Biological process (GO): protein phosphorylation
Molecular function (GO): protein kinase activity; ATP binding
Source: RefSeq, a predicted model, not a curated record